AUGACUUUAAUCCUUGGAUCACCUGAAUACGUGAUGUUUCCAACUUUUUGUCCUUCAACAUUCCCACACGACAAUUUAAUAUGGAUUCUGUGCCUUCAUGAAAUCCAACUUGUAACGUUCCCGAAGUUCCGGAAGUGUUUAAUGGAUCCUCAAAAAAUGGACCGAAAUGUCGAUCAUGAUGAUAUUUUGAUUGAUAUUGUUUAUGUCCUAUUCGGUGGCGUGAGAAAUCAGAAAUUCUUGUUACAUCUUUGA
Molecule: messenger RNA, 252 nt
Organism: Clunio marinus
Lineage: Eukaryota; Metazoa; Arthropoda; Insecta; Diptera; Chironomidae
Source: the annotation of a GenBank genome assembly